UUCAGCAAGGACUCACUGUAGACCUCCUGAGAUACGCCAGCGAAUCUUGAGAAGAAAAAAAAAGAUGAAUUCUGAAGACUGCUCCAUAACAGAAACUAGCUCUUCACAUCUGGAGAGAGGACAGAAGGAUCAUGGCACCAGUAUACAUUUUGAGAAGCAUCAUGAAGGAUCCAUUCAAGUUCCUAUCCCUUGUGCUGUGUUGACCGUCAUCAUCAUUACUUCCUUAAUUAUAGCUCUCAUUGCCUUGAGUGUGGGCCAGUACAAUUGUCCAGGCUUGUAUCAGAAUUUGGCAUCAUUGGACCACCGUGUUGCUUCCUGCCAGGACGAGUGGGUUGCAUACCAGAGGAAAUGCUACUUUUUCUCCACCACAACCAGCAGUUGGGCCUUGGCCCAAAACUCUUGUUCUCAAGAUGAUGCUACACUCGCUGUAAUUGAUUCCGAAAAGGACAUGAUAUUUCUGAAGCGACACGCUGGAAGACAGGAACACUGGAUUGGACUGAAAAAUGAAGUUAAUCAGACAUGGAAAUGGGCAAAUGACAAAGAAUUUAACAGAUGGUUCAAUCUGACAGGGUCUGAGAGGUGCGUGUCUCUAAACAGCACAAAUAUUGCUACUGAGGACUGUGAGAAGAACUUACACUGGGUCUGUAGCAAGCCCUCCAGAUGACAAGGAAGCCUUUAUCUAUAGAUGACUGUGCCAUGGAUCCACAGGACAGUUGUGUGACUGGAUGCUACUCUAUGGUCAAAUUUUUCACAAAGACCUCACAGACCAACUUCACAUCAUCCUGAGACUCUUCCAGAUAAGACUGUGGGACAUGACGGAGAGACUCCAGGAUCUGUAUUGGAAUAUUCCUUGACCAUGAGCUGAAAAAGUCACUCACUGAUGAAUAAUCAUAUCAAAAAACUGAGAGGACAACUAUGAAGCCUCAUAGAUGCACUUUAUAUUUUAAAUCUAGAAUGAAUAAAAUGACUAGCUUUAGAGUUACUAUUUAUUGCUGAGUGGCUGCAACAGCCAGUGCCUUUAUGCAUUUGCACUAUUUGAAAGGAUUUGGGUGGUAGUAAAAGCUGAAUGUAGAUAUGGAAAAAUUUGGCCGAUUAAUGAUUUUCUUAAACUCCGAAAGUAUUCACAAGUAGACCAAUGCUUAGGACACCAAGCUUUGCAGUAGCUUCCUCUAUUUACGGACCUUUGUCACAUUAUUUUGUCAAUUGUCUUUCCCCAAAGUGUAAGGAUGACCUUUUCUUUAACUUUCUCAGUGCAGGCAGUUCACUUUCAAUGGUACGUAUUUCUUUGACUUUAAAAGUCUUCCUUGUAGUGAAGAGACAAAAGCACACCAUAUGAGAAAUAUUUGUAAAGCAUAUUUCAAAGUGCUGGAAACAAAGUGCAAUAUGUGUCAUGGCAGAUCUCUGUUAGGACCUACAUCAUGCGGAUUGACCUUUGAAUGAUUCCAAUCUUGUCGAAUAACCUAUUUGUGUCUUUCCCAGUCCAUAAGA
Molecule: messenger RNA, 1488 nt
Organism: Arvicola amphibius (Eurasian water vole)
Lineage: Eukaryota; Metazoa; Chordata; Mammalia; Rodentia; Cricetidae
Product: early activation antigen CD69-like
Exons: 5
Coding region: 65-664 (199 amino acids)
Cellular component (GO): external side of plasma membrane
Source: RefSeq, a predicted model, not a curated record